Messenger RNA from Thamnophis elegans (Western terrestrial garter snake), 2305 nucleotides. It is a transcript of the gene TROAP, whose product is annotated as trophinin associated protein. The coding region runs from base 112 to 2112 and encodes 666 amino acids. NCBI's taxonomy places the organism in Eukaryota, Metazoa, Chordata, Lepidosauria, Squamata, Natricidae. The transcript has 17 exons. The record is from RefSeq and is a predicted model, not a curated record.
AUCGGCGCCUGCUGCUGCUUUAUGAACUGAGCCGGCGGCUACGCCUCUUUCGCUUUGCUAGCGGAGGGGAUGAUCCGGAGCAGGUGCAAACCCAGGCAGACAGGAUCCUAAAUGGCUCCAGUAGGAAAGGAAAACCAACAAGUAUCGUUGCCCUUUCCGAAGACCCGAGACAAGCCAGAUUGGAAAGAAAACACUUUGCUAGCUGCAGGCUCUUUGAGCAGCAGUAAGAUCCCGGUGCUUUCCAAAAUCAGACACGCUCCAGAGUGGAGACAAUCCCAGCCACAGCCAUAUUCUUCCAAAGCAAGGACUUGCACAUUGGCUCAUUCCAAUCCAGUCCUGGAAUUGGCAGCUGGGUUACCCCACAAGACCCCAACAAGGGAACCCUUAUCAGACAUGCAGUUAACCACCUCCGGUUGUAGGAAUAAAGGUGAUGUGUCUCAUGGCAAAGAAGUGAACUCAGACGAGUUUGUGUCUGACCCAGAAGCUCUUGCUAGCAUACUAUCCAACACAGGGCUGACCCACCAGAUGGUGAGUGUAGCACACAAGCCCAGCCUAGCCCAGCGAAUUCCUCUGAAAGGGAAGAAAGCAUGUUUAAGCAGCAUUGGGAAUGCCCAUAGCUCCCUGGGUACAGAGACUCCUGCGAUGAACCCUUUUCGCAUGUCCCAUAUCUCUACGUCUGCUUCAACAGAUAUGGAUCGCCCACAGUCUUUGAGCCUUGGCUUAAAUACUCAACAACUUAAAACAUUGUCAACCACACUCAAGAAUUGGAAGCCCGGGGUGGAGAAGGCAAAGGCGAACCAACUCACAAGGACCGUGGAAGGGGACAGUUCAGCGUCCAGUCUGGAGGCAAAACAGCCGAACAACGUUGCUGGGGGCAAGCUGCCAACACAAAGCAGUUCAGUUGGCAAGAAGGAAAUUGCAGGAACCUCUUGGAAGGAGGAAGAGUUCACGCCAGACCCAGCAGCGAAAGCAAGCAUCCUUUUGAACAUAGGCUUGAGCCACUCUGCCUUUGGGGCCACAGGCAAAGUGAGCCUGGCCCAGCGGGUACCGCUGAAAGAUGCUCAGAAACAAUCAGGAAGGUGCGACAGUGUGCAGGGGGAAGAUCUCGCUCUGUCCCAGCCCCGCACAACUGUUAGGUCAGCAGGGAAGUAUGGCCGUGUGUCCUGCCGUACUACUCCAGGGCCUAAAGCUCUAGAGAAGCUGGAAGCUUCUGGAGCCCAGCAAACAAAUACACCAUUUGGGAGGUGUUCCAAUGCUGAAUGGUCACCUUAUGGACUAGCCAGAAGAGUUCCCAUUACUAACUCUCAACCCUUGCGCCGUGCGACCUGGACACGUCACCGUAUACGUCAUACUGCCUGUACCACGGACAAAAGGGUCAAAAUGAUGGACAGAGUCACUGGACAGAUGGGAGCUAUUGACUCCAAGGAAGAAGACGCACCUGUGCCCUGGGGGAAAAUAGCUGUGCGUCUUUUUGAGGAGGAAAUGGCAGCAUCGGUGAAGAAAGUACCCGCUAUUCCUGAGAUUAACAAAGAAAUGGGAAAGCUUCAGCGUAUUGAGUACCUCGCCAAGCUCUUGCAGCAGGAGAUGGAGGGUGACAUUGAUUAUGAGGAGACCCCCUCACUAAAGAAAUUGCACAAGCGCUUGACGGUUCACAGCUCACCAACUCUGGGGGCUUCUGAGCCUGAACUACCUUCUACACCUCUCCAGGAUCCUAAACCAAGCUUGUGUGAACAGGCUACAGACUUGAAUAAUGUGGCUGUUACCCCUGCACCUUGCUCCACCCACACCACUUCCAGCCAGCUGCAUGUCUGCUCCAGCCCCUCCCCGGAAGUAGUCAUCUGCCCUUCAUCCAGUGCGACGAGUAGAGGUGUCGCAAAACAACGGUUGGAUCACCUCCGCACUGCCCCCCUUCGUUUCCACGAAACCUGCCUAAAUGACGAAUGUGCCUUCUACACAUCUCGCCUUGCCUCCCUGGCUCAGCCCUUGGCACAUCGGUGCCAAGAGCCGGUGGCAAAAAUGCUGAACGCUCACGAUACCAUGCACUUUACACCCAUCUUGGCAUCUGCACCUAUUUCCCCACUUUCAGAGGAAGAAAGGACUCUACUCUCCUGAAAAAAGGAGCCGUGCCUUUGUUUUGGGGUUGGCCGAUGGGAGACAAGGGCCUUGGCAAUAGUUGAAAGGGAAGGAGGAAAAGCUGCAAAAGCCAUUGUGACAAGCAACUACAAAAUGAUCCUGCAUUUUCCAGGAUACGCUAACAUUAAUUGUAAACUGUUUUUUUUUAAAUAAAAUAAAACUGUAAAAGAGU